UCAGAAACGGCCACUGAACCUACAUUCUUUGUAUGAACCAAGAACAGCACAUUCCUUGUCAGAAACAUACGACGCCCCUGUUUCUGUACUGAAGACCUGCCCUGCGACCCGACUGAAAGAUUCCUGAUGCGGGCUCUUUCUUUGUUCACUUCUGCGACCUUCAGCACAAAUGUCGUUACCGCACUUGAACAUCUUGCUCGAAGGCUUCUCGAGUUCCAACAAGACCUCACCAGAAGCUGACACCCGCUUCAUGAUGGAAAGCAACCCCCUCUCUAGCGUUAACCCAAGUGGUCUGACGAAGCACGAACUCAAGUCGAUCUGGUCGAUGGCCAAGGCCGCUUUUGCAUCUAACAAGGACCAUCUCAUCAUUCCAUCUUUCGUGGCUGAAAGACUCACCGAAAACCAACUUCUUGAGCUCAAGACCAACUUCAGUUCACACUUUGGAAAUGUCAACAUCAUGACUUUCACGGACGAAGCUAGCGAACUCUAUCAUAUCUGCAAAGCCCCUGAAGCCACGGCCAGCCCUGACAAUCCUACGACUGUCAGUUCUUCUGCAGAUAGUCCAGGAUUGUCUUUCGACUCAGCUUCAAGCACCAUUCACCCAUCUGGCUUCGCGGGAACUGGUCACACCAAAGCCCCAGCACGUCCAGUCAAACAACUUCGACUUCCUGGCAAGAAGGCCCGAGUCCCUCGCCCCCCCAAUGCCUUCAUUCUGUAUCGCAAGGACCAUCAUCCUGCUCUCAAAGCUGUGCAACCCGAUCUACCAAACAAUGCCAUCUCUGUCAUUCUGGGCAAACAGUGGAAUCAGGAGAAUGAAGAGACCAAGGAUCGUUACAAGACAAUGGCUGAUAUCAUCAAAGCUCAGCAUGCCAGAGCUAAUCCUGGAUAUCAGUACUCGCCUCGCAAGCCUUCUGAGAAGAAGCGCCGCAUGACAGCUAAGAAGCGCGCUCGUCUUAAUGCAGCAAACACCGACUCUGAUGCACUUUCCAACUCGGAUUACGAGAUGAGCGAUGUUAUCGGAAAUUUCGAUCAUGAAUUCUCUGGCAGCAUGCCAAGUGAUACCUCCGAGAACAUGGUCAACGAAAAUGUGCAAUUUUCCUCCAUUGGCUCUACCAAUGAGUCUGCUGACGCUGGUGGCUACGCUGGCCUCCGCUUGGUCGAACAUGACGAAUACUCCGACGAUAUGACAUUGAAGGUGCCUACUGGUCACAAGUUCGUUGAAAUGGACUACAAUUCCCUCAUCCGCAGUCUUUACACGACCAUGGCCAGCCAGAGUGAGCCUGGAUUGAGCAACGAGAUCACAUGCUCUACCCCAGCUCCGGUCCGCGCCACGUACGCCGAGCUACACGCCAGUCCAGCGUGGGAGGAAUUCGAGGCGGACCGCAAGUUCGUCGAGGCGAGUCUCGCGGCACCGACCAACGAGGCCACCGAGGUCCUCAACACCGAGGUCUUUGACACCGAGGUCGAGCAGCAAGUCUGGAGAGCCGAGUUUGACAAGAUCCUCUGGAUGUUUGACUGA
Molecule: messenger RNA, 1519 nt
Organism: Exophiala oligosperma
Lineage: Eukaryota; Fungi; Ascomycota; Eurotiomycetes; Chaetothyriales; Herpotrichiellaceae
Exons: 3
Coding region: 170-1519 (449 amino acids)
Biological process (GO): anatomical structure morphogenesis; cell differentiation; negative regulation of transcription by RNA polymerase II
Molecular function (GO): DNA-binding transcription factor activity, RNA polymerase II-specific; RNA polymerase II cis-regulatory region sequence-specific DNA binding
Source: RefSeq, a predicted model, not a curated record